AUGAUGGAGUUCUGGUUGAUCUCAGUUCCUCUGGAUAAAGUCAGCUGUCAGUCUUUAGAGAAACUCAAACAGGUGGAAGACAAAACAGGUCUGACCACAAGCACCAGAGUCCACAUCCCAGAGCUGAAGGUAGGAACAUUGGAUGUGUUAGUGGGUCUUUCUGAUGAUUUGUCCAGUCUGGACUCAUACACAGAGAGUGUCCUGCAUCAGACCUCACAGUGUUUGUGUGACGUGAUGAAAGAGGUCGGUGGGAAACUGUUGGAGAGCAUUUUAACAAACACAGAAUACAAAACUCAUCAGAAAGAUAAACACUCACCUUUGAAAUCCUACUUUCAGACGAUACAGGUCGACUUGGCAGCAUAUCUAACCAAGUUUCAAUGGGACAGAGCCAAAUAUCCUCCUGCACAUCCUUUAAAGACCCUCACUGACAUCAUCUCUAAACAAGUGUCUCAGGUGAACACAGAGCUGAAGUCACGCAAAGCUGCUUACAAUAAUGUGAAGUCCAAUAUUCAAAGCAUUGAGCUGAAAACUGAGGGAUCUCUACAGACGCGUGGGUUGAGUGACAUUGUGAAAAAGGAGGACCUGGUUUUAAAUUCAGAGUAUCUCACAACACUGCUGGUUGUGGUGUCCAGGACGUCAUAUGGACUAUGGGAGAGGAGCUAUGAAUCCAUGUCAAAGUUUGUUGUUCCUCGAUCCAGCCGGAAGUUGGCUGAAGAUAAAGACGCAGGGAUUUUCACAGUAACGCUCUUUAAGAAUUCAGUCAAUGAAUUUAAUGCCAAUGCCAAAAAUCACAAGUUUACGGUAAGGAAAUACAACCUGGAUGAGGCCGAGAAGCAAAAGCUGGAAAUGAGCCGUCUCACUGUGGACCGGAAGGAAUUGUGUAGGACUUUUGUACGCUGGCUGAAGGUGAACUUCAGUGAGAUCUUUGUGGCCUGGAUUCACGUCAAGGUUCUCCGUACAUUUGUUGAGUCAGUCCUCAGAUACGGCCUACCGGUGGGUUUCCAGUCAGUUUUACUGCAGCCCAAUAAGAAGAACAUGAAGCAGCUUAGAAAGCAACUCAACUCUUUAUUUAAACAUCUCGAUCCCGCGGCGACUGCUAAAGGAGAUGUGGGGUUUGAUAUCCCAGAUGUGAGCUCUGGACAACAGGAAUAUUAUUCCUACAUCUGUUACCCCAUCAAAAUUAAAAUGAUGGAGCCAAGCUAG
Paramisgurnus dabryanus is the source of this 1203-nucleotide messenger RNA. RefSeq names its product ATPase H+ transporting V1 subunit C2 (gene atp6v1c2). NCBI's taxonomy places the organism in Eukaryota, Metazoa, Chordata, Actinopteri, Cypriniformes, Cobitidae. Gene Ontology annotation, biological process: proton transmembrane transport. The record is from RefSeq and is a predicted model, not a curated record. Gene Ontology annotation, cellular component: lysosomal membrane; vacuolar proton-transporting V-type ATPase, V1 domain. Gene Ontology annotation, molecular function: proton-transporting ATPase activity, rotational mechanism.